This is a messenger RNA of Scatophagus argus, 740 nucleotides long. RefSeq names its product retinol binding protein 7b, cellular (gene rbp7b). Gene Ontology annotation, molecular function: fatty acid binding. The record is from RefSeq and is a predicted model, not a curated record. Bases 88 to 495 code for a protein of 135 amino acids. Gene Ontology annotation, biological process: fatty acid transport. NCBI's taxonomy places the organism in Eukaryota, Metazoa, Chordata, Actinopteri, Scatophagidae. The transcript is spliced from 4 exons. Gene Ontology annotation, cellular component: cytosol; nucleus.
GAAACAUCCCACCCAUAGCCUUUAAAUCUGUGCAGUCCAGAUACUCAUGCUUACUGAGUCUUCCAGAGGGUCAAACAAACAUCCAAAAUGCCUGUCGACUACAGCGGCACAUGGGACAUUUGCAGCAAUGUCAAUUUUGAAGGAUACAUGGUUGCACUUGGCAUUGAUUUUGCAACACGCAAGAUGGCCUCGUUGUUGAAGCCCCAGAAAGUGAUUAAGCAAGACGGAGACUGUUUCACAAUCAAGACAUUCACUACAUUCAAGAAUUACGAGUGCUCGUUCAAAAUUGGAGAAGAGUUCAGAGAGGUGACUAAAGGAAUGGACAACAGGUCAUGCCAGACUAUGGUCAACUGGGAAAAUGAAAAGCUGGUGUGUGUUCAGAAAGGAGAGAAGAAGAACCGUGGAUGGACUCACUGGAUUCAGGGAGAAGAGCUUCAUCUGGAACUUACUUGUGGGGAUCAAGUCUGCAAGCAGAUUUAUAAAAGGACACAAUAAUCUUGUCUUUUUUUUAAUUCAUUUUAGAUCUCAAAAGACAGCAUUUGAAGUAUUUACAUGAAAUGGUGCUACCUAGCAUAAUCCACAGUGUAGCUCCUGGACCUGCAUCAGAGCAUGUGAUUUGACUGCUACGUGUUAUUAAAUGUUUAAACGUUGUAGUAUCUCCCCCAAACCGCACGGUGGGGCUAUACAACCUGUACACUGAAAAAGGAAAUAAACUCAAGCGUUGUUGGUUUGUUUGUUCA